Nicotiana attenuata is the source of this 1017-nucleotide messenger RNA. RefSeq names its product ATP-dependent DNA helicase PIF1-like. Lineage: Eukaryota; Viridiplantae; Streptophyta; Magnoliopsida; Solanales; Solanaceae. The coding region runs from base 1 to 1017 and encodes 338 amino acids. The transcript has a single exon. Gene Ontology annotation, molecular function: DNA helicase activity. Gene Ontology annotation, biological process: DNA repair; telomere maintenance. The record is from RefSeq and is a predicted model, not a curated record.
AUGGAAACAAAUAUUCUUUUUGGUGGAGAAGUUAUUGUAUUUGGAGGAGAUUUUAGACAAACUCUUCCUGUGGUUCGAAGUGGAAAGAAGGAAGACUUCAUUCGGCAAAGCAUAUUGAACUCCGAAAUAUGGAAUGAGCUUGAAAAACUCCGAUUAUCAGAGAAUAUGCGUGCGAAAACUGAUCCCUCUUUUUGUGAAUAUUUGAUGCGAAUUGGAAAUGGAACAGAAAAGACAAACGCGGAUGACAAAAUAGAAAUUCCGACAUCUUUCAUUGUUCCUUAUAUUACUGAAAAAGAAUCGUUGGACCUCUUAUUCAACAUAAUAUAUCCCGAUUUGCAUACGUCUUUUCAUGAUUCUUACUUUUUAACCUCUCGUGUUAUUUUGACGACAAAAAAUGACUUUGUUGAUGAAUUGAAUGAUAGACUUAUAACUCUAUUUCCUAAAAAUGCUAAGACAUUUGUUGCCACUGAUGAGACUAUUGAACCAAAUGAUCAACGCCAGUUUGAGAAUUUUCUACAUUCAUUGAACCCUGCUGGUCUGCCUCCUUACAAACUAAUCUUGAAAGAAAAUUAUCCCGUUAUAUUGCUGCGAAAUUUAAAUCCUUGUGAAGGUUUGUGCAAUGGUACACGACUGAUAUGCUGUGAUUUUAAGAGUCGUGUGAUUAGCGCUAAAAUUGCGAGUGGUGAUUUUAAGAAUACACAUGUAUUUAUUCCUAGAAUACCAUUAUUAUCUUCAGAUGAUGAGAAAUUACCUAUCCCAUUUAAAAGAACACAAUUCCCACUACGCCUGUGUUUCGCUAUGACGAUAAAUAAAGCGCAAGGACAAAUAUUAGACUAUGUUGGAAUUUAUUUACGCGAACCAGUGUUCUCUCAUGGCCAAUUAUAUGUUGCUUUAUCCAGAGCAAAGAGUUCAAGCUGUAUAAAAAUAUUAAUACGACCACCUACGGCAGAUAACGAUGAUGACCAGUCUACAUAUAACAUAGUGUAUAAGGAAAUCAUUCAAAAAGCCCUUCUAUAA